CUGCUUCGUAAUGUGACAAAGGUCACUUGCCGUCUAACUAAUUUUGCACACGUCACGUUUGGCGGGAAAUGUACAUGUGUAUAUCUCGCCAUAGCUUCAAUUUUCAUACUGUUCUUGUACAUUUAUGUCCUUAGAAUUUAUUCUAACGGAGGCCACAACUGAACAAGAAAGUUUAUGUACUUAUCAUUAUGGAAAAUAGCGAUAUAAGUCAAAUUGAAUUGUCCAGAUUAUUAGCUGUACUACAAAAUACUCUAGACGCAACAACCAGAACCAAGCAACUGAUACAUGCAAGUUGUGAUGAAACAAAGCAUUUGUUAAACAACUGGCAUAUUCCUGAUGAUUCUGUUUAUGAAGAACCACCUGACUGUACUUUGGAUGAUGAAGAUUCCAGAAUUGCUGAAGUGGCAAAAAAUAUCGAACAAGUUGUAGAAGAAGCACAAAAGCUACGAGAAACACUGAGUGUUUCACAGCACCAACCAAAAAGCUCACCCUUGAUAAAAAGGUCUAACACAAAGAAAAUCUCAUUACAACUUGGAUUUGGCUCCAUGAAACUUAAUGAUAAAGUACAAAAGAAAACUGAUAAUGCAAAGAUUAAAUCUGUUAAAAGACCAGUGACAACCAGUAAUGGAUCCUUAAAUAUUACGAAGAGAUCAGUUAAUAAUCAAUCUGUUACAAAGGGGAGUUCUGUUGAUAACCAUUCUCCAAGGACAACACUGAAAAAUACGAAGAAGCAGUCUACAUCUAUUCCAAUUGUGAAUGGAAAUUAUGAUAAAAAAGCAAUCACUAAACCAAGAUUUAAAUCUGGUCCAUCAUUUCAAACAACAUACCAGAAAGAUUUCUUGGUUCAUACAAACUGUACUACUGCCAAAAAACACAAUCCACCAGUGAGUUGCACUUUAAAACCAAAGGACAAUUCAGUGAAAGAUGAAAAUACUGCUAUAUUACAUUCUAAGAACAGAAUUUUUUUUAAUUUUAAGAAUAACAAUCCAAAGCAGUCAAGUAGCACAUCACUUCCAGAAAAAACAGGAGUCUCAGACCUUGAGGACUUACUUUGUCGAGUAACUGCUUUCCCAAACAUCAGUGUUGACCAUGAUAUUAAAAAAAGUAAAAUAGCUCAAAUGAAAGUGAAUUCAUGUCUGCUGCGUGACAAGACAUGCCACAUCUCUGAAAAAGCUUACAGAGUAGUUGGAUUAGCAGAAGCAGUGGAUGUUUUUGGAGUACCUUCAGACUUAGUCAAAGUUCUUAAAACUUACCACUACUUCUUGGCAGGAAGUCAGGAAGGGAUGAAGCAUGGAAAUGGAGCUGGCAAGAGGCAAGCAGCUGCUAAAAGUUUCUUAAAUAAAUUAUCAGCCAUGAAUGAUGACACUUGGAGUAAGUUUACAUAUGAACCUUUGGUUAGACUUUUCUCAGAGUAUAUGGCAUUAGUGUCUGAAGUGUCCAGAGUUGUAGAUUGCAAAUUUAAAGACAUAAAUGAUGAGUUGAUAGCUUUCCUUCAGGAGAAUUCCAAAAUAAUAGAAAAGAAACACCUUAAAUGGUCCAAUGUUAAUGAAUCUGUAUUCAUCCAACCAAAUACUCCAGUCCAUAAUGGCAUAACAACUGAAGAAAAUUACAGACACAAUAUUUCAACAGAUGGCUGGGCCAUGAUUGGAAUAUGGAACUCAAACAGCAAGCAGAGGUUUAAAGCCUUGGGAGAAAUGCAGAGUAUAAGGUACAGCACUGAAGUCCAGUGGAAGGAGUUUGAGGCAAAUGUGCAGGAGAUACAAAUGUUGGAACUCCAAACAGAAAUAUUUGAAGUGCUUGAAUCCCUUAUAUUGCCACAGUUAUUUAAUUAUAAUCCUCAAGAUCCCACAUUUCCACACCUUUAUAAGACUGUGUGCUCUUUGUGCAAUAUGGCAUUGCUGACUUCACCCCUUAUUAUUAAAUCAGGAUAA
This is a messenger RNA of Zootermopsis nevadensis, 1931 nucleotides long. RefSeq lists its product as uncharacterized. The record is from RefSeq and is a predicted model, not a curated record. NCBI's taxonomy places the organism in Eukaryota, Metazoa, Arthropoda, Insecta, Blattodea, Termopsidae.